Molecule: messenger RNA, 4387 nt
Organism: Anopheles merus
Lineage: Eukaryota; Metazoa; Arthropoda; Insecta; Diptera; Culicidae
Product: dynein intermediate chain CFAP94, axonemal
Exons: 9
Coding region: 1047-4220 (1057 amino acids)
Molecular function (GO): beta-tubulin binding; microtubule binding
Source: RefSeq, a predicted model, not a curated record
AACAGGAAUAAAAUUACUCUUUCCCAGUCCAGUAGCAUCGCGCCGUGCCUUUUUCCCGUAUCUUGCGACCGUUUAAUGGAAUGGAAAAGCGCAUACUAUAUUUACUGGCGUUGCCAUGGCAGAUCGAUUUGCUUCGACUCGAUGCGCGAUACCGAAUGGGUUCGAUUAAUAAACCACCAGCACUACCACCACCACGUGUGCGGGCACCUUAGCGGUUCCAGCGGUUGCCCCGGUGACGGAAAAAAAACAGGCUGGACAAACCGCGGAAGGUGCGCGGUUUAGUUUGUUUACUCGCUGUGCGGUGGUGGUUGUUGGCAGAGGCUUUCAAUUUUCCAAUUCCAGGUGAGGUGGAAAUCGUCCGCCACUGUCUCAUUAAUCCUUGCACAGGAGGGGCAUGCAGAGUGGAGGAAAUUUGCAUGGCCAUUUGCAUGUGAAUGUGUGCCGUUCAGGGUAGGGCAAGUGGUGCGGGUCGUGCGCGCGAGGACCCGCUGAGUGUCAGUGUCAGUGAGCUUGCAUGAUUAGCUUGUGCCCGCCAUUGUCUCGGUGGUGUGGCGGUGGCGCCUGUCAAGCCACCAGCAGCAGCAGUGAAAGCAGACGAACCAGUAUAUAACAUUCUAGCCCCAUCCUAUAGGAAAGAGUGUGACAGGAGGGUCUGCUCUACUUGCAUCUACCCACCCGGGCAGGAGCCGGGAAGCCUGAACCUCGAUAGGACAUCGAAUGCAACCGCGAUUUAGUUCACUCCUAGCACAUCACAGCGAUGGUAGUAGCAUGAAACAAUUGUUUCUGACUCCUCAGUAUUAGAGUACCCUUUCGUUUGUUGGCUUGGAAGGUUCAUCUUGCUUUAGGAGCCUCUCUAAACCCAAGACCUGACAGUUCAAUUUUUGUGUGUGGGUGUGUGUGUGUGUUCUCUUCCCCUUCCCCCUCGAUUAUCGGUUGGUGUUGGAGUGUUUGGCCUUGUGCUCAUUAAAUAAGCUCACUUUGCUCAAAACCUAAUUCUUUCAAACGUUCCAACACCUUGACACCUUUGAUGUCUUGUUGUUUGGGGCAUGUACGUGUGGUUGUUUUCUUCUUCUUCUUUUGCCGCGCUUUAUCCGGACCUGCAGAGUCCCAAGAAGAAAAUGUCGAAGAAAGAACGUGCUCGGCUGGAGGCCGAACAGGCCGAACAUCACCGGAUGGAGCUGGAAAAGGAGCGCCAGCGCAAGGUGGAGGAAGAAAAGAUGCGUAAGGUGCGUGAGAAGGAGGAGGCCGAGCGCAAGCAGGUCCAGGAGAUAGUGGCCAACAAGCUGCGCAAGGUGCAGCUGGAGGAAAGCUACACCUAUCUGGCCAGCAUUCGGGAGGAGGUGCGAAAAGUGUUGGCCGAUGCGAAGAAGGAACGAGAGUGGGAGCAGUAUAUGCGUUGCAACGGUUUACCCAACGCAUUCGAUCCGGCCGAUCUGCGGAAAUAUCUGCACAUCUGGUGCGAGAACAUCCGGGACACUAACGAGGCGGAGCGCAAUUGGUUGCUGCAGACGAACGAGCAGAGCAUCCUGACGCAGAACGUGAACGUUGCGAACCUGUCGAUGGAGAGUCUCAAGCUGCAGCAGCCCCAGAUCGGCAACACCUAUGCGGCCAAAGCGGUGGAAGUGUUGGGCAUACUGGAGGAAAUCGAUGAGGCACUGCACGACUCGGACGUUCGUCCCUCCAUGGUGGAAGAUCUGAAUGAGUUAAAGAUGGAGUUUCGGAACGUUCUGGCCGAUUACAUCGACGAGUUUGCGUACAAAAUCUUGAGCAACAUCAAUCGAGACAUGGAGCUGAACGGGUUGCUGGAAGUGUCGCACAAGUUCGAAUCGCCAGUGUUCAAAACGCAUCUGUUUGGGCUGCGCGACAUGCCAACACCACAGCUCAAUCCCAAAGAGCGAGCCAAAGAGGACAGUAAACAUACGAGCAUUGAUUUCCCGAGUCUUGGUUUUCAUCUGACACUGCCGGCGGCCGUCAAGUGCCACAAGGCAGCGAUCCGAGGACUUUGGAUCAGCUACGACCACUGUAGUGACUACUGCCCUAGCUACGAUAUGCCUUACAAGCAGGAGAACUUAGCCGAUUUACGCAUAAUAAGUCGCAUUGAGUGGAAGAAGCGUAAGGAAAUACUGAAAGCUGUCUAUGAAGAGCCCAAAGAGAAGAAGACCGACUCGGACGAGGACGACCAGACACCGCAGGACAUUGAUGUGGACAAAAUCUACACGGAGCACGCCGACGAGCUGAUGAAGAAGGAACGCACGAAGAAGGGCGCCAAAACGCUAAAUUUGAGUGAAUAUGACGUGAACAUGCGUAGUCACCGGAUUGUGGCCGGUGUGUACGCCAUCGACUAUCUCGAGCAACCGAUGCAGGAUGUGAAGAUCGCAAAGAAGACACUGCUCCGAACAGUGCCUCAACCGGGUAAACUAAAGCGCAAAAAGUUCUACCAACCCUACCGACCACCGCCAACACCGCAACCGGGCGUCCGGCGACUUCCGGAGGAGAUCGAGGCGGAAAUCAAACAGAUGGAGGAAAACCUAGACAAACUCGCGCUGGUCUCGGUGCAGCUGCCCGAGAAUGUGUUCUGGUUCGAGCCACCGAUCGUCUGCCGCUGGGAGCUGAAGGAAGAAACGCUCGAAUCGGAUCCAAACUUCGCCAAGUACCUGGAUCGGCUCGAGAAGGCCCAGCAAGCGGCCAGGGAGCGCAACGAACGCUCCAACCUCGACCGGCGCACCAAGUACGUGGAAGACUUUAACAUCCUGGACGUACCGCAGCACAUCCCGCUGCGGGCGAUUGUGACCGACUUCGUCAUACCCAAGCUGCCGGACAGCUGCAGCAUUAAGAUCUCGGUGGCGGAGGACAAGCGCCGCGCGGCACAGCCGACCGCCGCCGCCGGCAGUGGUGGUGGGAAGCGAUCGUCGAAACAGAAGCGCCGUCUGCACAAGAUGCCGUCGAACGUUUCGCUCGGCAGCAUCGUGUAUGAGACGAAGAUACCGGACUUUCUGUACGCGACGCGCAACCCGCUGCGCAUACUGAAGGUGCUGGAUCGGCGCAACCGCCAGUGCUAUCCGUACGCGGGCACGUCGGACAGCGACGAUCUGGACGAUUACGACGAGUCGGACAACGAUGUGGUGCAGAACCGCAGCACCAAGCGGAAGGUGUACAUGUUUUCCAGCUUUAUGAAGGACUUGGACGAGCUGCUGGAGUCGAAAUCGCCCAAGCUGCAGGCCAAGAUGGAGCAGGAGCUGGGUGCGGGUGGGCCGGCGGGUGGACCGGGCAAGCAGUCGUUGCAGGUGGCUCGUUCCGAUGAAACGCGCACCGUUCGUGGGGAAAAGGGCGAGAAGGGCAAGAAGCCGGCCAAGAGCAAAUUCGACUCGGACGAUGAGGACGUCGAUUAUGGCAACAUUCUGGAGGUGGGCAACUACAGCAUGGUGGAGAACGACAAGCGCUACAUUGGCAAGUGGUCCACCCGGGACGUGCACGACGUGAAGUUCAACGAGGACAAGCUUACGAUCCAGUUCCGCGUGGGACGGCUCGGUUCGUUUGCAUUUGCCGCGAAUCGGUACAGCAACGUACCGUACCAGUCCUGGGAGCUGAAGCCAGACAUAAAGAACCCCGGUACGGUCACCUUCUCGCUCACCGCAUCGGUAGUUAGCACGGAGAUGACCAUUACGGAGGCCGGUUUCCGUGUCAACUCCCUGCAGGGCGGACCUACGCAAGCGUUGCAGGAAAUUCUCGGCCUCACCAUGUCACUGCGCAAGCUCAUCAAAACGCUCCGGCUGGCGGCAGUCGAUCUGUUCCCGGAGGAUGACGCGUUCAACUACACCGAGGGAACGUGCGAGAAGAACCCGAUCAUGGAGUCGCACCUGUACGAUUGCAUUGGGUUGCUAGCGCUGACGCACAACUUCUCCUGGUCGCGCUGGAACCUGCUGUCCGGCUGUCGGAUGUGUGUGUUGCUGAUGCGCGAAAUCGUCGAACAUCGGCGACUGCCGAACCACUCGACGCUGCUCGUCACCCCGCUGAAGGCGUCCGUGAUCGAUACGGUGGAAGUGUCGCCGGUUUUCAAUCCGAAUCCGGUCGAGGGGAUGAAUCAUUAUGCCGAUCUUUAUCAUCUGGGGCGCGAUCAGUCGCAACCGUCCUCCAGGAUCAAGCAGGAGAAGAUGAGCCCGAUACUGCGCGAGAAUGUGACCCAGCUGCUGAAGUCCGUCCGACCACUCAGCUUCUCCUAGUGCUGCUGCAGUUUAUUUACUAUUAAGAGCAAUAAAGUUAGCUAUUUUGAUCUCCUUGUGCCCCUGUCUAGUGUUUUUUGUUUCUGCCAUGUUCCGACCAUUAUCUCACAAUCUGCUGUGUGAUUGUGACGCAUUCGACGCCAACGAGUGUUAAGCAGCGAACCUUA